GCCAUCUGAGCUUCGCGAUCCCCUCGUCGGCUCUUUACGAAGGAGGCAAGUGGCAGCAGGCGCUCGAGGUCUUUGAUGCAGCUCACCGCGUUUGGCGAGGUGAUGCACAGCACUGCGUGGUGGCGUGGCUAAGUUUGGUGGACAAUUGUAAAGAGUCUCAACAAGCACCCCUUCUGCAGCAUUGCCUCCAAACCGGGCUGCGAAUGCUUGAGAGUCUGUCGACGAUGUGGCCACAGACCAUGGAGACAAAGCAACAGGCAGUGCUGACGAGCUUGCGGCUUGAUUCGCUUCGAGGUUAUCGUUUCACUCACAGCUCUUGCUUGCCUGGCCGUCGGAUUCUGUCUCCAGCUCUUCGCGUGCUGCAGGGGAGCAACAUGCACUGCAAGGAGUUUUUGCGAUCCGACACGCCCCCGGCUCUUGGAAGCCAUGCAGUGCGGGAGCUGGCCUCAUGCAAGGGCAUCCGUGGAGACGGCGCGCAUGGCCUACGACAGAGGUUGCACCAUCAGGUGGGAGCAUCCUGUUGGGUGGACGCUGUCUCCCUGGCAGAGAUGAUACAUGUCCGGAAGGUAUGGACGCAGGAUGUCCUCGCAGCUGUUUCAUAUCGCAUCAAAGGCUCGGGGGCAGCGCUUUGCUGCAUCAUCGAGUUAGUUCCUAGUGCUGAGCGGACAAAAAGGGCCAGCGAAGCCAAAGGGGGGCCGCCAAGUCCACCGAAAGUCGCAUUGCUUCCUCCAGAGCGGUGCCGCGCACGGCCUUGGACACGACAGGUGCCCAAGACAAGUGUGGCAGCCAUGGACGGGGACCAGCUAACAGCGAUGAACAUGGAGUGGAAGGUGCUCAAGGAGCGGUUCUUCGCAGGGGAGCCCGUGGACCCCGUCUUUGAAGGAAUCGUGAAGGACUUCGUCUCCUUCGACUUGACCCUCCAGGACAUCUUCAAGAAGGUCGAAACCUUCAUGAGAGGCAUAGACAGUCUGGCAGAGGGCCUUGUGGUCCUCGCGGAGAGUGUUACCACAGGCCUGGCUUCCGUGGACGAUUCGCUCAUCAAAGCUGACUGCUGCAAGAUGAAAGAGGCCACAAAUGCCAUCACACGUGCAGAUGCUCCUCACAGCGCUUUGGCGAAGCUUCGAAGAGACAUGGACUUCAACAUAAUGAACCCCUUGCGGUGUCAUGUCGUCAACAACCGCAACAUGAAGACCUACUUGGACAAGCGAAGGCGCCGGCUGCUGGAGUACAACAUCGCAAAGCGCGAGAUGGAUGACUGUGUCAAGAAGAACUUGCACCAAACCGACCGUCGAUACCUCGCGGCGCAGUCGCAGCUUGAAUCGACCAAGUUGGCCUUCCACGAGGUGGACAGGCACAUUUUCGAGUGGCUUUACAUCAUGGAGGAGUACAAGGGAGACAUUCUGGACUCCUGCCUCCAGACCUUGAAGUACUUGCAGUACGAGUUCUUCGCUACAUCAGCUCACUCCAUCUCAGGUGUUCUUCCUGCGCGAAUGGAGUUUCGACCGAUGGUCGAGAUGACUCCAGAGCAUCUGGAAGCGCAGGUAGAGAUGGCCAUUCAAGAGGCCGAAGAAAAUCCCGAGGAGGAUGUCGUGACAGACUUCUCUGCGCGCCUGAUAGAGAAGUUGGCCAAGGAUUUCCGAUUGCAAUUCUCUGCAGCCAGUCGCGUCACAUGUUCCUCGGGCACGCGACAGGAUAACAAGAACAAGCCUGCCGAAGGUUUGGACUCGUGUGCAGAUGCCGGGAUCCCAAGUGGACAGGCUCCGGAGGCCCAAGAGAGUCUAGAAGCGCCUCCACAGACCUUCGGGCCGUUGCUUCGACCGAGGACGGACCCUCGGUGCCAGUUGACCCGCUGA
Messenger RNA from Symbiodinium necroappetens, 1853 nucleotides. The record is from the annotation of a GenBank genome assembly. Lineage: Eukaryota; Dinophyceae; Suessiales; Symbiodiniaceae.